AUGGCAAUUGACGAUGCCUCGCCCCAGGCAGGCUCAUACCUAGGCGACAAUGCCUCGACCGCCAACCCUUCAACACAGACAACAAGCCCUACCUUCCGCCCACCGAACUUCGCAGGUCUCAAGAUCAAACCUGAGCUCCUCGUCCGCCCUGACCUAUUCACACUAUACUUCGGAUUUUUCGGAAACUCAAACUGGCAAAGCAUAGCCAAAGAAAGGAUCGUUGAGAGACUGGAGGGCACAUGGGUCAUGACUGGCCGCAAUCCCAGACAAGAGGAACUUGACGCAUUUACCGUACACACAACCAAGGGCAUGUACUACGGUCGAGCUGGUAUCCCGGUGUCUACUUUCAUCGGUGCAGCAUGGAUGUACAGAAGGGGAGCGAAAUAUUUCCCAGCCGGCGUCAAUGCGAAAGAGCGCUUGGUCUUGUUACGUCACAUCUUCCUCACCCAGAGGCAGGAGUUCAUGAGCGUAGCGUCCAGGGUUGCAUUCAGACUGUUCUUCAUCGGAACGCUCGGUGGAAUCCUCUCGGGUAUGGCGUCGGCGUACGUCAAUGUGGGUGGACUUCUUUCCGAUCCGCGGUUGGAGGAAUGGAGACGGGACUCGAAGGCUUCGAAGGAUGAGGAUAUUCGCAAGCGCAAGUUGCAACUUGCGAGUGAUUCCUAUCACAGGGCGCGCAAGUCGGUUGAGAAUAAGGUGCAAGUGGGAUCAUCUGACUAUGAUUCUGGUGUGUCUGAAGCUCGUGGUAAUGACUCUGGUAUGGGUGGCUUUGAACCGGCUCAGUCUCAACAGCAGUACGGCUACGGCCCAUCUUCUGAUAGCCCAUCCACAUAUGAAUCGCAGCCCUCUCAGUCACGCUCUUCCGAUUUCUUCAGUGCUAGCGACGAUGAUGCCAGCCCGACUGCUCCUGAAUACCGUUCUACAAACCCCGAUGGUUCACCUAUGAGCUCUUGGGACCGUAUCAGACAGCAGAACGCAUCAUCGAGACCUCAGCCCCCUAUGCGUCAAUCUCCCCAGGCAUGGGGUCAAUCGCAUAACCAACCUAGUUCCGACUCCGCUCCUGCUGCUGCACAGGACCGAUACGACUUCGAUAAGAGCCGUGAGAGAGAGCAGGCUCAGGCAGAAUUCGACCGGAUGAUGGAGGCCGAGAGGAAUGCCUCUGAUGAGUCCACUCGACGGGGCUGGGGAUCAUAA
Molecule: messenger RNA, 1191 nt
Organism: Penicillium pulvis
Lineage: Eukaryota; Fungi; Ascomycota; Eurotiomycetes; Eurotiales; Aspergillaceae
Product: putative endo-1,3(4)-beta-glucanase
Exons: 1
Coding region: 1-1191 (396 amino acids)
Source: RefSeq, a predicted model, not a curated record